Ascoidea rubescens DSM 1968 is the source of this 432-nucleotide messenger RNA. It is a transcript of the gene MRPL20, whose product is annotated as mitochondrial 54S ribosomal protein mL58. The record is from RefSeq and is a predicted model, not a curated record. The coding region runs from base 1 to 432 and encodes 143 amino acids. Lineage: Eukaryota; Fungi; Ascomycota; Saccharomycetes; Ascoideales; Ascoideaceae. The transcript has a single exon. Gene Ontology annotation, molecular function: structural constituent of ribosome. Gene Ontology annotation, cellular component: mitochondrial large ribosomal subunit.
AUGGCACCUGGGUUGUACAGGAUUCCUGCUCCUUCAAUUCCUUCGCCAUUGGAUCUGACGCCAAAUGCAUUUUUACCUAAAAAUGAUCCAAGAUACACUGAGGAAUCAGCUUACACAUUGGAAGAUAUCAACAAUAUGCCGGUGAUUGGUGAUCAUUCUGAAAAGAAAUAUAACUUGAACCAAAAGCAAAUCAAAGAGAUAAUUAAACUAAAUUCCAAAGAUCCUAACAAAUACACAAGAAAAGUGCUAGCUGAAAAAUUUAAUUGCAGUCCCUUUUUUGUUGGUCUAGUUUCUAGAAAUACAGUGGGUAAUAAAAGAUACAGGGAGAUGAUGAAACGAUUGAAUUAUAUCAGGGACCAUUGGGGUAAAAAGAAGAAGAUCAAUGCUGAAAUUCAUCAAAAGUUGAAAAAGUAUGUCUACUCUGAUGAAUGA